GUUUGAGGCUUUGAGCAGUAAACUGAAACAUAUACAACGGCGAUCACGAUUCACACGCACUGUGGAGCCGCGUAUAGUUUCGAUAUCAAAGCAACAGGGAAACAGGAAAGAGACGAAGACAGAAAGUUUAGCUCCUAUACCUCCUUUUCCUUCGUGCUCAGGUUUUCCUCCACUUAAGACUCUCCUCCCUCUGGGUUUCAGUGACUACUCAUUGAUUCGCCCUCCUUUUCUGGAUCGAGAUGAACGAAGCUACGGAGAACGCAGCUGAGAUUUACAGGUUCAAAUGCUGUUGUGUUCAUAUCUGCUGUAUUCUAGCUAUUAUCUUCUUGGUGCCUAUAACUGAAGUCUCUUGACACUUCCAUCUCAAAAAGAGGCUCAAUGGCAACAUGGUUAACUUGAACAAGAAAAGAAAAUUACAGGCAGAACAAUUGGAUUUGCCUAAACCAAAGCAUAAAUUCUGGGCUCGGAGCUUUGCUUGUGAACCAGUCUCUGUGUUCGAAACAAAUCCUGAAGUGGAGAGCAUGUUUACAAACAUAAAAACUGAAAAAACAGAGGAAGCAGCUAUGGAUGAUGAGUUGGAACCUGAAUCAGUGAAAGAUAGCAGCAGUUUUGGUGCAGAUUCCGACCCUGCCAUGUCUCCAUAUGAUGAAGCUAAAGUCCAACUAGAGUAUUAUGCAACAGAGAACCUGUCCGAGGGGCCUUCCCCUUCAUCUGGUAAUUUUGACAGUGGCGACUUGAAGGAUACUGACCACUCGUCUGGUUUCAGAAAAGACAACCUAGCAUUUCUGGUUGGAGAGUGUUCUACCCUUCAUGAUGGAUCACAAGCAUUCCAGAACCUUGAUGAAAACCUCCUAGAAUUCAGUAAUGAAGUAGAUUACUCUUGCUCAGAAUAUAGAAAUGACAGCUUUGAACAACUUAUAGAUAAGGAUAUCGAAGAUGUUCUGAAUUCCAAUGGGGUUAACCCAAAUAUGUACGUUCUUUCAUCGGGAAGAUGGACUGUAAACCAAGAGGCUCCAUCAGGAACUAGGAAACCAACCAUUGAUCAAGAAUUCGAGCAGUUCUUUUCCCAGCUUAUGCUGUAGCAUUAAUGAAUCAAAUAUGAGUAGCUAAUGUAUAUAUUUCCAAGUUUUUGUGUCGUAUGCAAGUGUGUUGAUAUAUUAUGAAGAUCUAAGACUUGUUAUUUCUGAUAAUCCCGUCCCAACGAUCCUCUGCAACAAAGAAUGUGGGACUACUCUAGUCAGCUUUACCGCUUCUCUUGGUAAUCCUUGAACUUCAUCAUUAUUCCUAAUAUUACGUGCUGUAGAAGUAGAUAUUA
Carya illinoinensis is the source of this 1315-nucleotide messenger RNA. RefSeq names its product protein FAR-RED-ELONGATED HYPOCOTYL 1-LIKE-like. The transcript is spliced from 4 exons. The coding region runs from base 387 to 1082 and encodes 231 amino acids. NCBI's taxonomy places the organism in Eukaryota, Viridiplantae, Streptophyta, Magnoliopsida, Fagales, Juglandaceae. The record is from RefSeq and is a predicted model, not a curated record. Gene Ontology annotation, biological process: response to red or far red light.